UCCCUCGCAAAUUUCCCGCUUCCAACUAUUCUAUUUCCAUUUUCUCUCUAUCUAUCUUUGUAAUUCACACACGUGAUUCGACAAUUGGAUCCCGAAACGGCGAAUAAGCUAUGUUCACUGAUUAAUUCACCUUCCACAAAAUCAACAAGAGAAGUGAAACUAUUUUGCCCUAAAUAUCCAACCGUGUUAGCACCAUAAUUUUGAUUUUAAAAACUCUAUGAACUCUCGUGAAGUUACUCUAGUCGCCACGGCAACCAUGUUUGGUGCCUUGGCCUCAUCAAUCGCUCUCCGUUUCCUCUGCCGUUCCCAAACUCACACAUCCAAAACCAAACCCUCGCAAAACGGCACCGUUUCCUCUUCUGGAGACCCGUUCGACCCCUCCAAACGCAAAGGAUACUUGUCUUGGGAUGAUUAUUUCAUGGCAAUUGCGUUUUUGUCAGCUGAAAGAUCCAAAGACCCUUACAGGCAGGUGGGUGCUUGCUUAGUGAGUCAAGAUGGUAUAAUUCUUGGCAUUGGUUAUAAUGGAUUUCCAAGAGGUUGUUCUGAUGACAAGCUACCAUGGGCCAAGAAAUCUAGGACUGGGAAUCCCUUGGAGACUAAGUACCCUUAUGUUUGUCAUGCAGAAGUAAAUGCUAUUCUUAACACAAAUCAUGCCUCUGCUGCUGGACAACGGCUGUAUGUGACCAUGUUUCCUUGCAAUGAGUGCGCCAAGAUCAUAAUCCAGUCAGGAGUUUCUGAAGUAAUUUAUUAUGUGGAGAAGAGAUUAGAAAAUUCAGAUGUUGCAUAUAUUGCCUCUCACAAGCUACUUUCAUUGGCUGGUGUAAAGGUCAGGAAACACCAACCAGCGAUGAGUGAAAUUCAUCUGAAGUAUGAGGAGCUGUAGAUUCUGAAGCUUGGCAUGACAGACAAUCAGUGUUUGUAGUAACUAUCUUCUGAAAUCAGAAUUACCGGAAGCUGAUGGCUCUGUUGAUUCUGAAUACUAAAUAUAUUUAAAUUUCUCCUCAAACCAACUAAGCAACAAAGAUAACAGUAAUGACACAUCUUGGCCCUUCAUUAUACUGUCUUCAAUCAUUGCUAGAAACCCGAAUUAAUCCCCCGUCUAAGGUCUACGAAAUGGAAUUCUGCAAGUACGGUUGGAGAAUGUAGUUCUUAGUUUUCCUAGGAUUCAUGUUUAGAAAACUAUCUAAACUAUUAAGAUCUUAGAAUUUACAUGUCUCUAUCUCAAUCUAUCUCUUUUCGGUUUACUUUGAUCUAUAAUGGUAAUAGAAACUGUAAUCCACCCAAUCUCAAUCAAUCUCUUCUCAGUAAGCUAUUUAUUAAGAGUUAAGACUCAUUCUUGAUAGAUGGUAAAUGACUCUCAUGUGAGACUAAACCCUGUAAUUGUGUCAGUGAUAAUGAGUUAUAGAGGCUUUUUUUUUCCAGCUUUCUCAUUUA
Messenger RNA from Cicer arietinum (chickpea), 1434 nucleotides. RefSeq lists its product as uncharacterized. The record is from RefSeq and is a predicted model, not a curated record. Gene Ontology annotation, molecular function: dCMP deaminase activity; zinc ion binding. NCBI's taxonomy places the organism in Eukaryota, Viridiplantae, Streptophyta, Magnoliopsida, Fabales, Fabaceae. Gene Ontology annotation, cellular component: cytoplasm.